UAUUGAUAUUCAAAUACUUUUCACAUCCCUCGCUAGAAUCGGUUGGUGGAUAUAUAGAUAACAAAAUAAUGCAACUCACAGUUUCAGGCGGAUCGGAAGCCCCUGCGGCGCUGAAAUCGUUCAGAUAAUAUAAAGUUAUAGCCACAUUAUAGAGUUAAGACCCCCGCCACGAAAAGUGAAAAACAUCGUGUGUUGUAAGCUGAAAUCCGUGAGCAAAAACAAGAACAGCUGCUAUGACCAAAAAAUCGGGCGACUCCUCCUCAGUUUGCACACAUUUGUUAUAGUUUCGUGCACGCGUAGGAAUAUCACAGAAAAUCUAGGAAAAUCAAGGAGAGAGAAAGUGGAGGAGAGCGACAAAUCAAAUCCAAACAAAGCGAUUUCGGUUUAUUCUUCUAUUUCAGCACACGCAAAAAUGCACAACUGGCUGGCCUCACAUGACGGCGAUGAGGAUGCGAUGGCUGCGCCAUCAUCCUGUCCUGCGUCCUCGGAAAACGGCAGUCGAUUGGAGUCCCGCCGGAUCUUUGGCGACAUUACCACCAACAGACUGUGGACCUUUCGGGUGCUGAUGAACCAGGAUCUGGCGUCCAACGAGCAGUUGGCCAUAGUGGGUAAUUGCGAGGCGCUGGGCAACUGGCAGCACUCGGGAGCGGCUAUUUUGUCGAAAAAUGAGGAGAACGAUGAGUAUAGCAAUCUGUGGACAGGAGAGAUCUAUAUUCCGCGUCAUUGUGACACGGAAUAUCGCUAUAUGGUCUGUGCCGUCGAUCCCGGCACGGAGCAGCUGAUUGUCCGCCGUUGGGAAACGCAAUUACAGCCCAGAAUAGUCAAGGAACUGGAUGAGCAGCCUGCCAAGAAUCAGAGUGACAUAUUUGGCUCGUUCAAUGGCCAGGAAAAGGUGGAUCGGGGCUGGCUGACCAAGGAGACCCUGGUGCAGCUGAAGUUCUUUUAUGCUCCGUUCACGUUUAAGCAGCGCAUGAAACGAAGGCAUAUUCAGGUCAAAGUGACGCCCAUGAACCUGAGUAUCCCCAGUGCCGGCUGUGAUACCAUGCUGCCCUCAUCUCCCAUGGAGGAUUCCUUGUCGAACGACACCCAUGAUACCAAGGAGAACGGAGGUGAAUCCUCCACAGCCUUUGCCUUUAGCGAGGUCGUCACCUUGAGUGCCGACGAGUGCGAGAUCAGAAGUCAAGAGCAGUUCGGCACCGGCUGUGGACCCACCGAUUUGGUUAUAUUCCACCUGACCGUUGGAGACUUCGAGAACACGGCCUACCUGAUUGAUUUGUACAGCUACAGCUCCCGGGUGGCCAGGGAAGAUGGUCCACCGAACCACUUGGGCUAUCAUUAUGUGCUGCCCAAUCUUUUUAAGCGUUCUGAAGGCAACUUGGAGCUGCCCAUAACCUGUGCCAAGGGCCAUCGACCUCUGGGAAUGAUGCGUCUUGGUUAUCUUAUCGUGAAGCCCUCUUCGUUGUGUGCUCUGAUGGACAUGAGUGUCAGCUAUGCCCGAUACUGGAACAACAAGUGGACGGGACUGGAUGUGGGCCAUCGUGGUUCCGGAACCAGUUUCAAGGCCAAGGACGCUGUGAUUCGGGAGAACACCAUUACUUCCUUGAAGAAUGCCGCAGAGCAUGGUGCCGACAUGGUGGAGUUCGAUGUCCAACUUAGCAAAGAUCUGGUGCCGGUGGUGUAUCACGACUUCAUGAUCUAUGUUUCACUAAAGUCCAAGUGCAGCAUGCAGGAGCACGAUUUCCUCGCUCUACCGAUGAGGGAGUUGUCCCUGGAGCAGUUGAAGAAAUUGAAAGUCUAUCACAUUGCUGAGGGUCUGUCCAGGGAGACGCGUUCGUUUCACAACGAUGAUUGUUUAGAGCACCAGCCGUUUCCGCAGCUAUGCGACGUCCUGGAUGCCCUAGAUGUCCAUGUGGGUUUCAACAUAGAAAUUAAGUGGUCUCAGAGGCUAGAGGACGGCAAAAUGGAGGAGGAAUUCGAGCAUGUGGUGGACAGAAAUCUCUAUAUCGAUUGCAUAUUGGAUGUCAUCCUACGAAAGGCAGGGAAUCGCAGAAUAGUACUCAGUUGUUUCGAUCCGGAUAUCUGCACCAUUCUGAGAUUCAAGCAAAAUCGAUACCCUGUCAUGUUCCUAACUCUCGGCAGAACGACGAAAUACCAGAAGUAUAUGGACCCCAGGGGCAACUCCAUGGAGCUGGCCGUGUGGCACGCGGUGGCCAUGGAGUUCCUGGGUGUUGUGGCACACACGGAGGACCUGCUGCGAGAUCCCAGUCAGGUGAAUCUGGCCAAGGAGCGUGGAUUGGUGCUGUUUUGCUGGGGCGACGACAACAACUCCAAGGAUACCAUCAAGCUGUUGAAGGAACUCGGCCUGCACGCCAUCAUCUACGACAAAAUGGAUGUCCUGACCACCAAGGAGGUCAAGCAAAGUGUGUUCCACCUUCAGGCCAAGGACAGCCAAAAGGAACUGCUCAAGUUGCAGGCCCUGGAAAUGGGGCAUGUGUGGCACACCUCAGCCGACGGAAACGAGGAGCAGCAGGCAUAGAAUCUGAAUAUCAGAACUGCUCGACUAUUUUAUACUCAUCUUUAUGUACGAAAAUAACCGCCUGGCUAGGACCAUAACUCAUCAGAUUACGAAAUCUGCCAUUAUCAUUUCUCCGUUUCGCCACUUAGCUAAUUGCAUUUGAUUUUUAUAAAUAGGCUUAUUACAAGUUACUUAAAAUCUGUCCGACCAAAUUAGGAACCUUUAAGUGUCUCUUUAUGGUUUCCUAUUUCAAAAAACUGCUCUGUACUUCAGUACUUACGUUCCCAGCAAUCUUAAAAAAUACAACUUUUACAAACAA
This is a messenger RNA of Drosophila simulans, 2834 nucleotides long. Its product is annotated as glycerophosphocholine phosphodiesterase GPCPD1. Lineage: Eukaryota; Metazoa; Arthropoda; Insecta; Diptera; Drosophilidae. Gene Ontology annotation, biological process: glycerophospholipid catabolic process. Gene Ontology annotation, molecular function: starch binding; glycerophosphocholine phosphodiesterase activity. Bases 413 to 2536 code for a protein of 707 amino acids. The transcript has 5 exons. The record is from RefSeq and is a predicted model, not a curated record.